Molecule: messenger RNA, 1242 nt
Organism: Cryptococcus wingfieldii CBS 7118
Lineage: Eukaryota; Fungi; Basidiomycota; Tremellomycetes; Tremellales; Cryptococcaceae
Exons: 1
Coding region: 1-1242 (413 amino acids)
Source: RefSeq, a predicted model, not a curated record
AUGCCCCCUCGCCGUCGUGCGAAGAAACAGCCCAGCGCAGAAGCCGCCCCCCAUCCUCCCCCAGCCCCUAUGGGCCCCACCUCUCUCGAAGCUCUGUACCCGGUCCACGAUAUCCUACUCGACCUCUUCUUCGACAUGAAGCCUUUCGUCUUCAUGCGCUUAUCAAAAAUGCAUCGCGCAUACGCCCUUCGACGAAUGUCCAAGGCGGUCGUCUUCAGCAGUGACCUCCGGGAACGACUUCGGGAUACCAUUGAUGCUCGGCCUAAGACGCAAAUCGACGUCAGUUUCCUGAUCCCCAUCUUCUUCGCUCAUACGAUGGUUUUCGACUCGAUGCAGACAUUUGGCUUGCUUGCUGCCGACAUGUCUAUCGUUGAGCGGGCCAAACGAUUGAGAAAGAGGCCCGGCUCUCCCUAUCCCUUUCAUCCUGCUCGGCUUUUCGAGCAUGUCAGGCGCAUCCAGCUUCCUAUGGAGCCCUUUGUUGGUGCCUACGUUGCCUGCCUAGACGCGACACAAGUACAAUCGGAGGACGGGAAGUGCAGAGGUCUUCGGCAGAGUGAUCUCGGCUAUCAGCUUGGUGACCACUUUUCACAAGUGUCCUUCAUGGUCCAGCCCUUGUCUGAACCACUGUUCGACGAUUCGAACUUUGAUAACGAGGAUUGGGAUUGGGAGCUUGAGUACCAUACGAAGUGGAUGAAGAUUUUGCUGGGCGAAGAUGUCGAAGCGGCAGAGGUAGCUUUCGAAGUCGGAAAGCAAGUCGAGGCAGUCAUUGUGGUCGACCUGCAGCCAACGUCUCUACCCGGACAAUCCAGUUCCACGCAACUUGAUCUCCUGCCUGCCGCCCUCCAAGACUUUGUCGACUUUCGCCAGCUUACGUUGGUUUUCUGCAAUCUUUCGUCAGGGAGCGACAAGAGUUUUACGCCGAAGGUUCUCGACGAGAUUUCCGAUGUUAUCGCCGUCAUUGUGCGACAUCGCUUUUGGUGGUUAACGUGUUCCUGUUACUCUCGUCUCGGUGGAUUGCCUCCUAUCAGAGUACAGCUGGAUCAUUUCGAACUAGUGAAAGAGAAGGUGUUGGGGGAGGUCGGAUCUCCGAUCGAAGGAGAAACUCAUUGGGCCAUCAAUCGUCGCGAGAAAGUAAAGGAGUACCUCAUUAAGAGCACAGUAUUUGAAAUGGUGGAUGUGGAUCUUCUAGGGGCACUUGUUGACGUGGAUGGGGAGACAUUGAGAGGCGGGGGGUCGGUUUGA